Molecule: messenger RNA, 814 nt
Organism: Trichomycterus rosablanca
Lineage: Eukaryota; Metazoa; Chordata; Actinopteri; Siluriformes; Trichomycteridae
Gene: socs1b
Product: suppressor of cytokine signaling 1b
Exons: 2
Coding region: 113-688 (191 amino acids)
Biological process (GO): phosphatidylinositol phosphate biosynthetic process; intracellular signal transduction
Cellular component (GO): phosphatidylinositol 3-kinase complex
Molecular function (GO): 1-phosphatidylinositol-3-kinase regulator activity
Source: RefSeq, a predicted model, not a curated record
GACGACAUGUUUCAGAGCAACGCAUUCAGUAAGAAUGGAGUAAAGCCAAGGGAAGCAGACGUCGGCAAGCUCAGUUAUCUACCAGCCACUUGCACAAUGGAGAAAAACAAUAAUGGUGCAUCACAAUGAGACACCGGAACCCUCCGACUCAUCACACGACCGUGUCAAACUGUCCACCGAGCUUCCCUGUCCUCGGCUGGCUGCUCAGACUCAUUUCCGCCCCUUUCGGGACCCGAAGGAACGUUCUCUUGUCACCCAGGCCACCCAAUAUCUGGGCAACAGUGGAUUUUACUGGGGUCCUCUGGAUGUCGAUGAAGCCCAUGCCCGGUUGGCAUCCUUGCCCACUGGUACAUUCCUCAUCCGGGACAGCAUGCAAACGGAUGUGUUCUUCACCCUCAGUUACUGUUCCCCGGAUGGUCCCACCAGCGUCCGGGUGCUCCUGAAGGACAGCGGAUUCGCUCUGGAUGGAAGCAAACAUACUUUUCCGUGUCUCUUCGAGCUGCUGGAGUUUUACAUGUCGUCACCCAAGAGGAGCUUGAAGCGGCCGUAUCGUGGCGCCGUGCCACAGAAGCUUCAGGAGCUGUGCAGGAAAGCUGUGGUACGAACGUAUGGCAAGGAGAACAUCGAGCAACUCCCUGUAAGCACUGUCCUUAAAGACUUUCUGCACUCAUAUCCAUUCGACAUAUGAAAUGGCGUGUGUCUGUCAACGUAAACCACUUAUGUAUUAAUAUUCAUAUUUUAUAGCAGCUAAAUGGAACCUAUUGUAAUAUUUUAUUGUCUCACCUUUUGUUACCAUCACGUGCACUACUACAGG